Messenger RNA from Cetraspora pellucida, 426 nucleotides. The record is from the annotation of a GenBank genome assembly. Lineage: Eukaryota; Fungi; Glomeromycota; Glomeromycetes; Diversisporales; Gigasporaceae.
AUGACUGACACACCUGCCCUCACCCGUUGUAACUUGUUCAUUGCAAACUUUGUACUCACCUUACUUCUAACCAUUACGCUCCCAUUUUCGCUUCAUAUCUCCUUCUCUCGGUGGAAUAACAAAAAAAUCAAUACUACUAUACAAACGAGCGCUGUAAAUCAACAGCAACAGCAAAUGUCUCCAUCACAAAGAUCCCCUUCAUACGUGAUGCAAGAAGGUGUAUUCAAAGAUGGUCAACCCGUUCUAGUCUUUCACAGUAACGGUGAUAAACGAAAUAGUAGAAGAAUGAGUUUAUAUCAUCAACGAUCUAAUAGUAAUGGUUCUACUCCUAAUUUAUUGAAAGAUUCUGAGUCUACAAAAAGUGCAAAGAGCGUUGAGGCCCAUGUGACUGGUGAAAAUGGAAAUAUCAAACAUGUUGCUAAUUGA